Messenger RNA from Drosophila nasuta, 424 nucleotides. RefSeq lists its product as uncharacterized. The record is from RefSeq and is a predicted model, not a curated record. The transcript has 2 exons. The coding region runs from base 23 to 367 and encodes 114 amino acids. Lineage: Eukaryota; Metazoa; Arthropoda; Insecta; Diptera; Drosophilidae.
CAUAUUCCAACUCUUCAUAAUCAUGUCGAAACUUGUGCUAUUUUUGGGUAAGCCAGACAAAAGUGUCUUCUCAGAUAUCAUACGUAAACUCUGUCAUCUAUGCACAGUCUUCUGCUCCUUGUGUUUGCUCCAAGUCCAGGCAGAUCGCAGGAUUUGCGAGCAGCUAACUCGCGUCUGUGAGAGAAAUGAGCCGAGGAUCGGCAUUGAAGAUGAUGUCACCAAAUAUUUGAACGUCGAAUGCCGAAGAAGAGAUGUCAGAUGGAAAAACAUAACUCGUUGUCAACUGGAACGCGCUGCCUGCGAAUUAUCUUUGGUGGAGUGUGGAGAAUUGAGCUGUGCCAAUAUUGUCAAGGUAUUACGACGUUGAAUAAUUAAUAGAUCAAAUUGUGUAAAAUGUGAAAAUCAAUUAAAAUACAGCUGUUAA